Molecule: messenger RNA, 564 nt
Organism: Anthostomella pinea
Lineage: Eukaryota; Fungi; Ascomycota; Sordariomycetes; Xylariales; Xylariaceae
Source: the annotation of a GenBank genome assembly
AUGGACCAAGACCAGCCAUUGUGGUCAAAGAGGGCGACAGCUGCUCUGGCCACUAGAGCUGAUGUCGACCUCGCGGCGGACCAUCUAGCGAAGAGGCACGAAGAAUUCGAGAAGACGGGCACACUGAAAUUGGAUAGCGGUCUCAAAAUCACAACGGCUGGUUGUCAACCAGUUGAUAAGGAGGAACUCCCAGAUUAUGAUAAUGACAAGGUCCGCGCGGCACUGAAAAGAUUGGGCGACAAGGCGGCCCGUAUGAAAGAACGGGAGUUCUCUGUCAGCGAUGAGACUUCGGAGGACUAUGGUGUAACUCUAGGCCCAGAUGCUGUAACCCUCACUGCCACGCUAUCCUCGCGCGCUGACGCACCCGAGAUGUCUAAGCGUGACUGGAUAAUCAUCCUCCGAUCCGCGUACUUAACAGCAAUGCGCACCGCGAAUGGAGGAAAGGGCAGCGAAAUCGUCAAGUUUGACUUUGAAUGGUCCAAGAGGUGGACGGGAAUAUUUAAACCGAGAAAGUCAUUCAGUGUUUCUCUGAAAAUGACAAAGGCUGGUCCUACUGCCACAUGA